This is a messenger RNA of Archocentrus centrarchus (flier cichlid), 1005 nucleotides long. Its product is annotated as diablo homolog, mitochondrial-like. NCBI's taxonomy places the organism in Eukaryota, Metazoa, Chordata, Actinopteri, Cichliformes, Cichlidae. Gene Ontology annotation, biological process: intrinsic apoptotic signaling pathway in response to oxidative stress; neuron apoptotic process. Bases 45 to 758 code for a protein of 237 amino acids. The record is from RefSeq and is a predicted model, not a curated record. The transcript is spliced from 6 exons. Gene Ontology annotation, cellular component: mitochondrion.
UUCUUUGUUUGGUGACGUAAUGAUGGUUGUAGUGCCGGAGCGACAUGGCGGCGCUCAGGAGGGGUACAGCGUACUUCAGUUUCGUUAGGAAUUCCGCUCGUGUCCUGUUCAGCAGCAGAAAACCUGCAGUCAGUAAACUGGGAAAAUGGACAAAUGUUGUCUACACAGGCGUAGCAUCUUUAGCUGUGGGCGCUGGGCUGUGUGCUGUACCUUUCAAACAGGUUGAACCCCUUUCUCAUGACACCCUUAUCAGAAGAGCAGCCUCUCUGGUGACAGAUAGUUCAAGCACGUUUCUCUCUCAGGCCACCUUAGCUCUAAUAGACACCAUCACCGAGUACUCCAAAGCUGUGCACACACUCAUUGCUCUACAAAAACGAUAUCUGGCCUCACUGGGAAAACUGACCCCUGCAGAGGAGGAUUCAAUCUGGCAGGUGAUCAUUGGCCAGCGUGCAAAGGUUAACGACAGACGGGAAGAUUGCAGGCAUUUCGAGUCAGUCUGGUUCACUGCGGUGAAGCUCUGUGAAACAGCAGCUGAGGCGGCAUACACAUCAGGAGCUGACCAUGCUUCUGUCACAGCAAGGACAAACAUUGAGGUGGCCCAGUCACAAGUGGAGGCGGCACAAAAAAUCUCAUUAGAUGCAGAUAAGAAGUUGGCUGAGACUAAAGUAAUGGAGGUUGAAAGGAUGGCACAGCAUGCUGCCUCCUUAGAGAAUAAUGAUGAGGAAGAGGUGCCUGAGGCUUAUCUAAGAGAAGACUGAAAUAAACAUCCACAAGUAUCAGACAACAAUAACUUUUUAUGAUCCGUAAUAUGUUUGGUUUGGUCGUUUGACUCAUUUGUUCAAACUUGUGUGCUUAUAUCAACAUAAAUCUCUGGAAAAGAGAGAAGGUCAUCUCAGUCAUUAAAAGGUUCUUUGAAGAAGCAAUUUAUUUUUGGUUACCGACAGAUUGUGAACCAGCACAAAUCAUUUGUAUUAUGUCAAAACUGAUUGCAAUAAAGACAAAAAC